Molecule: messenger RNA, 796 nt
Organism: Camelina sativa (false flax)
Lineage: Eukaryota; Viridiplantae; Streptophyta; Magnoliopsida; Brassicales; Brassicaceae
Source: RefSeq, a predicted model, not a curated record
AGAAAGUGAGCCAUUUGUAUCUGAACUUCUAUCAAGCCUUACUACAAUCGUUGGAGAUCUUGAGCCUCAUCAGAUUCACACAUUUUAUGAAACUGUUGGUACUAUGAUCCAGGCAGAAUCAGAUGCUCAGAAGAGGGGUGAAUACCUCCAGAGGUUGAUGGCUCUCCCGAAUCAGAAAUGGGGAGAAAUUAUAGGACAAGCCCGCCAUAGUGCAGAUAUCCUCAAGGACCCAGAUGUGAUACGUACUGUGCUUAAUAUCCUCCAGACAAAUACACGGGUUGCAACUUCACUUGGAACAAACUUCUUAUCUCAAAUUUCGUUGAUCUACUUGGAUAUGCUGAAUGUUUACAGAAUGUAUAGUGAACUUGUGUCAAGCAGCAUUGCUAAUGGAGGCCCAUAUGCAUCAAGAACAUCUCUUGUUAAACUUUUAAGGUCUGUUAAGAGGGAAAUCCUUAAGCUGAUAGAAACAUUUUUAGACAAAGCUGAAAACCAGCCACACAUUGGAAAACAGUUUGUUCCACCAAUGAUGGAUCAAGUACUUGGCGACUAUGCAAGAAAUGUUCCUGAUGCCAGAGAAUCAGAAGUCUUAUCACUCUUUGCAACGAUAAUAAACAAGUACAAGGUUGUAAUGCAAGAUGAAGUUCUCCUCAUAUUUGAAGCUGUUUUCCAGUGCACAUUGGAGAUGAUUACUAAAAAUUUUGAAGAUUACCCAGAGCACCGCCUCAAGUUUUUCUCGUUACUUCGUGCUAUUGCCACAUUUUGUUUCCGUGCCUUGAUACAGAAAACAGAUUUCUAG